UUGUUAUAACGAUUGGAGUUGUAUUUAUUUAUAGUAUAUAUCCUAGACACAAAGAUAAAAUGUUUGCUAUUAACAUUUCAUUAUAUUUUACUUGGACUACAGUUCUCUUAGCAUAUUUUGAUUUUAAUACCAUAAAAGUUGAAAGUCAGGGAAACCGGAGAGGACAGCACUGCAUUUAUUGCAGACCUUUUUUAUGCUAUGGCUUCAUUCGCACUGAAAUUGUGGAAUAUUCUGUCAAUGUUGACGUUUCUAUUUGCUGGUACCACAAACGUUAGCUUCAAUGCCAAUGGGUAUUUUAAUUGCCACCUUCACCGUGAUGAAUUUGAACGAACGUCAGAGACUUUAGUAUCGCUACAGAUUUUAUAAGUGGCUGUCAAUUCGCACAACCAUGACGAACGGUUCAAUGUCAUUUAACCAAUCAACUGUUGAUCCUGAAGAUGUUAAAAGACAUUCAAAACUAGCCGAGAGCUGGUGGGAUCUCAACGGGCCCAUGAAGCUACUUCACGCAUAUAACUCAGUAAGAGUGCCUUUUAUACGAGAUGGUCUUGUACCACCUUCUACAGAGAGGACACUGGCGCCACUUACAAAUAAAAGUAUUUUAGAUGUAGGCUGCGGGGGAGGCAUACUUACAGAGGCAUUAGCUGAAUUGGGUGCGAACAUGACUGGCAUCGAUGCCAGUGAAGAAUUGGUAGAAGUAGCCAAAGAACACACAUAUAAUAAUCCUAGCAUUAUAAGUAAUAACCCCACUUACUAUUUCACGACUGUAGAGCAACACUCUGAACAGUUCCGCAAUCAUUACGACGCAGUUGUUGCUUCGGAGAUCAUAGAGCAUGUCACGGAUAAGGAAUUGUUUGUUAAGUCCUGCAUCAAGACAUUGAAGCCGGGAGGAAUAAUCUUUAUAACAACACCUUCUAAGACAAGAUUCACACAAAUAUUUAGCAUAUUUUUCGCUGAAAAUAUACUAGGGAUGAUACCCAAAGGAACACAUCAGUACGAUAAAUUAAUGACGCCAGAGCAACUUAAAUUAUUGUUGAACCAAAAUAAUUGCCCUGUGGAGGUGACUCGCGGUAUAACAUUUAACCCUCUGACCAGCAGGUUCUCUUUGACCGAUUCAACACGAAUGACCUUCGCCGUAAAAGCUGUGAAAAAUGCUAAUUAAGUAUUGUUUCACUUGUUUAUGAUAAAAAAAUAUAUAUUACUGUGGAAUAAUCUGUCAGACUUUUAUAAGAACACAUUUAAAUUAAACUAUAUUUCACACCCGA
Danaus plexippus (monarch butterfly) is the source of this 1262-nucleotide messenger RNA. Its product is annotated as ubiquinone biosynthesis O-methyltransferase, mitochondrial-like. The transcript is spliced from 6 exons. The record is from RefSeq and is a predicted model, not a curated record. Gene Ontology annotation, biological process: ubiquinone biosynthetic process. NCBI's taxonomy places the organism in Eukaryota, Metazoa, Arthropoda, Insecta, Lepidoptera, Nymphalidae. The coding region runs from base 389 to 1159 and encodes 256 amino acids. Gene Ontology annotation, molecular function: 2-methoxy-6-polyprenyl-1,4-benzoquinol methyltransferase activity.